Uranotaenia lowii is the source of this 4070-nucleotide messenger RNA. Its product is annotated as homeobox protein B-H1-like. The record is from RefSeq and is a predicted model, not a curated record. The transcript is spliced from 3 exons. Bases 886 to 2052 code for a protein of 388 amino acids. Lineage: Eukaryota; Metazoa; Arthropoda; Insecta; Diptera; Culicidae. Gene Ontology annotation, biological process: regulation of DNA-templated transcription. Gene Ontology annotation, molecular function: DNA-binding transcription factor activity, RNA polymerase II-specific; DNA binding.
CAGUGCCCGCCGUAUUCGUGUGCCGUGUGCGUGUUUUGCUUUGAACGGAGCCUCUCAACCGUCGAACUCCGGGUUGUAUCGCAGCAAACCGCGCCGUGUCUGUUCUGUCAUUGUUGCCAUUGUUGUUGCCACGGGUUAAUACGCGAGUUUGUGGAGCUCGGUGUUUUUUCGUUCAUUCGUCCGCACAGGAUUGUUGUGCAACCUAGCUUGGUACACAUACAUACACUCAGCCGGGUCAUGGAAGUGGUCGUCGAAGCCCAUCAGUCCAGCUAGUUCGACAGCACUGGUGAAUGAGAAAGGUACCGGCCAACCGACCGACCGACCGACCCCCAAGUGAAGUUGGAUGGUGUUGUUGUUCUUUGUGUUGUUGCCGCAGGGAAGCACAAAGGUGGCUGACUUGCCAUUAGCAGGUUGAUUGAUUGAUUGAUUUGAAACAUCACGCCAACCGCCGCAGUUGUUCUUCGACUUCGAACUCGUCGCCGUCGUCGUUGUUUGUUGUCGUCGUCCUCGACGUAGCCUGCUUGGCUGUUAUCAAGAAGUCGCGCCGAGUGCGUUUUGCAUGAUCGUUUGCGUGCUUCUACUGUUGUCUGGCGGUGUGCAGACAAUUUUUCUAAAAUCGCUUUCGUUCGAACAAGAAGAUGAUGGAACAAAUUCGGUACCAAUCAAGGAUUAUUAGCAGUGUUUAUCAGUGUCGUGUGUGAACACCAUUGUUUGUGAAGUAGCAGCCGCAGUGACAGGUGAAGAGAAAAACGUUCCUCAACUGACAAGUGACUAGUGCGUGUACUUAAGCAACGGUGAAAACCUUACGAAGGCGUAACGCCUCAUCUGUGAUUUAGGGAAAUUGUUUGUGUGUUGCUAGAAGUUAAGAUAUCUAGUUGAAAAAAAAUGUUGUGCAGGAGUCCUCCGCCAGCAAGUCCGGCAGGGUCGGAAAUUUCAGUCGGAUCCCCGAGUCCACCACCGGUGGAACAUCAUCAUCCGCAUCAUCUCCACCACCUGCCAACCCACCACAGCCGGCCCGAAGACUACUUCAGUCCGCUGAAAAGGUUACGAAUGGUCGAGCAUCACCACAACAGUACAAGCCCCAAGGAUCCGUCGAGCCCCACGCGGGAACCUCCCAGUCCACCGCCCACAGCAGCCACAGUCCCAUCAGCCGCCCCCACCUCCAGCGUCAAGUCCUUCUCGAUAGCGGACAUCCUCGGCCGGGACACGGACAGCAGCAAUCAUCGCGAGAGUGCGUUAGCGUUACAUCAGCACCACAGUACGCUUCAGGCCGCCGCAACCAAAAUCGUCCGACCAUGGGAUCACCUUCGGGGGCCGAUCCCGGUGCGACCAUUCCUGCCACCUGCCCUGCUCCACUACGAACAUCGGCUAGCGCUCGACUACCACCAGCAGCUGCAGGAACAUUUCCGGGCCCAGGCCCAGCUGCUGCGGCACAUGAGCAUGGACAUCAUCCCCUCGGAGAGCGGCUCGGAGCGGUCCAGCUCCGCUGCGAGCGGGGACUGCUGCUCCCCGGAAAUCGGCCGAACCUCGGACCAUCAGUCGUCGCAAUCGUCCUCGCAGUCGGGUGGAUCCGGCGCCGGUGGUGUUGGGGGAUCCGGUGGUGGAAAAUCUUCGGGCCAGAAGGUGACCCCGAACGGGACCCCGCUGGAUGCGCUGUUCCAGAUGACCAACAAAAACUUCGACGAAAGCACAGACGACGGAGAGCAAUCGCAUUUGAACCUAUUCGCCAACCGGCCGCAGCCGAAGAAGAAGAGGAAAUCCCGGACGGCCUUCACCAAUCACCAGAUCUUUGAGCUGGAGAAGCGGUUCCUCUACCAGAAGUACCUCUCGCCGUCGGAUCGAGACGAAAUCGCGGCCGCCCUCGGACUCUCGAACGCUCAGGUUAUCACCUGGUUCCAGAACCGCCGCGCCAAGCUCAAGCGGGACAUGGAAGAGCUCAAGAAGGACGUUGAAACGGCCAAAGUCCUCUCGGUGCACAAGACGUUCCUGGAGAACGUCAACGACAUGAACAUCCUGAAGAAGAAAAUCAUCCACGAUGAUCAGCAGAAAUAAUAUUGGUCCAGGGUUCUGGGUACGGUUGUCGGUUGGCCGCCCGAAACGAUGCCACCUUCAUCUUCGUCCUCAUCGAUGACGACGACAGCCACUGCUAGCAAUAAUAGCAAAAUGGCGGCCGAGCAGCAAGCGGCCGCCACCAAAACCCUGAUCCAGCUAACCACCUACGGUCGAUUGCUGCAAACGAUGGCCUCCGAUAAGACUUGAAGUGAUCGUUUUCGUUUUACGACAACGAUGUGUAAAAAAAACCACAAUCAAGUGUAGUUGAAUUGUCACGUAAAAACAAAACGGUACAUUUUCCUCAGUGUGUGCAAACCAGUGAUUAUCUGUACAUUUAGUUUCUUACCUCGUGUUUUAGUUCCAGUGUUUCGGAAAGUUUCGGAACCGUUAAAAAAACGUUACUAGUUUUGUGUAGAUAGAGAAAGCCGAGCGAUGAUAGCAUAAAAGUGCCGAACUGUGGUGUUCGGUUUGUGGUCUCAGUGAAUCCUAAAUCUCCUAUAACAUAAACAUAUUGCAAGAUUAUUGUUCUUAGUCGAUUCUCGCUAGCACCGUAAGAAAUUUAAGAAAACCUUUCAAAACAUUUGAUUGGAUGUAAAUUAUGUGUACAGAAGAUUUUAUUGAAAACACAAAAAUAUAAAAACAAAUAAAUCGAACGCCCGUAUCGAAGAGACAGAGAGACUAAUCAGUAACGAUAGACAAUGUAUUAUAUUUUAGUCUAGAAAAAAAACCGACUCACCACUUACCUAGCUAGCGGCCGAGUGAUCGCGACCUGUAAAUAUCGAUGUUAUUUAAUCAAAAUUUAAAAUCCAAAUCAUAAGGCAAAAACGCGUGGUCGGUCGGUUUAAUCGACAACACUGUUUCGAAAGACAAUUUGAAAAAGGAACAAAUCAACACAGAAAAUAACCGAGUUCGGAGCACAUCGCACCAAUCAGCCAAUAGGAUUUCGGUCAGUCACGUCAACAAAUUGGAGCAACAUUUGGUUUAAUUAAGAACUCGUGAAGUGAUGUGAACAUUCUUCGUCGCUCCAAUGAUGGUAAACGGGAAAAAUACCCGAGAACCAAACAAAAACGAACGAUGGCGGUACGGAUUAAUAAGUCAAUCAAUUUACACUUGGGCUAAAAGUUUGAGUAACCUUUUGAGAAAUCUUCACUGUUUUAAGCGUUCUUGUCAGAUUUUCCGAGCGAGACUAUUUCCAUUGAACAGUAUUUGUGUUUCAGUAACUUAUUUCAGUGUUACUACUUCAAUGAUUCGUCCAUCAACAGUGGGAUCAUUAAUUUUGAUCGGUUUCAGUCACUGAGUACUAAACGGACCAUUUUACAUCGAUGUUUGACUUCAAUGAAGGCCGAAUCGAUGGGAGAAACAAAUUGUAGUCGGAAUCCCCCGGGCCGCUGAACGAUCCUAAUAUAAACGUACUACUCCAAUUUGAACCGUUCUCGUAAACAAACUACUCAAACAUAAAAUUAUCUUUUGUCUUCGUUUAACUUUUGUUUCAAACCUUUGCCUCAGUGAUCUAACUGAUUGAAAUCCUAUGCGCUGGUAAAGGUGUGGCUUCAUUUUAUCCUGUUUGAAUAAAAAUUUUGAAGAAAAAUUCCGAACUAACUUUUAACUUUUAUUUUAGAACACUCCGUUAAAUUGAACUUUCAAAGCUAGGUGUGAAAACAUCUGUUUUUGUUUUUUUUUUUUUCAGUGAAAAAUACACUUAACAGCUUGUGUGUUGAUCUGUCAGAAAAAUAAAAAAAACAAAACCUGUACUAAAAUUGGCUGAGAGGUAGAGUGUUGCUGGUAAAGAAAUUAAAAGUAACUUAAAACAACAAACUGGCUGUUCUAAGUUCCAUCUGAUUGAAUUUAAAAAAUCAAAGGUAAACAAACAACCACAACAAUGUACACUUAGGCUUAAAUUACACAAUUGUUGAAAGGAAACAGCAAUCCCGCGCAAUGUUAAAAGUUAAUCGAAGAGAGAGAGAGAGGGAGAGAAAUAAUGAAGAAAAUAUAUGUAAAUCUUUACAAAUGAAUCUUAA